UCACGGUUGCCUGUAGCAAAAAAAAAAUAUUCUCUUUCGUCGCAAAAAUGUUCAAAAUCAGUUUUUUAAUUUGGUGCUUUUUAAGUUUUGUGACAUCAAACGAGUUAAUUUGUAACUUUAUACAGCAUAUUGAUGGAUAUAAUUGUGAAAUAAUUAACUCGUUUAAGGAGAAAGUGACAUCCGUUAAAGGAAAGCAUUUCUCCAAUAAAAAUAAUACAGACAUUGAAGUUCUAUUUGCACCAUUAAGAUCAAACUUAUCAAAUUUUCCAAGUGAAGCAUGUCUGCAAUUUGAGAAUCUUCUAAAAUUCGAUAUCAACGGACCUUAUGUGACUGAACUUUCAAGGCCAAUCUUUCAUGGAUGCAAAAAGAUUCAGCAAGUCAACAUUAUGUAUACGAAAAUUGAAGAAUUUGAAGAAAACUUGUUUUACGACUUAGAUACUUUAGAAAUAUUAACAAUCAGUGAAAACUCAUUGCAACAUCUUCAGAGAGACUUACUUAAGUAUAACAAGAACUUAAAGACACUUGAUUUAUCAUACAAUAAAAUUACAUCAAUAUCCACAAUCAUUCCGUCAUCUGUUAACAUCGUCAAGGUCUUUAACAAUCCAUGCGCCGAUCGAUCAUUUCAUCCUAGAGAUUUUAACAAAAUUCAUGAGCAGUGCCCUGACGAGAAUAAAAGAUUGUCACUUAACUUAACAGAUACAAUGAAUAAGUUCCAAGAACUACACAUGCUUAUUAUGAAAACAUCAGCAAAAUUAAAUGAUUUUGGAGACAUUUCUGAAUCGGCAUUAAAUGAACUUGAUGAACGAUUGGAUAUUGCUGAAAAUCACCAAAAGUCAUAUGUAAAUAGGACAAGAGAUGACGAAAGAGAAUGGAUUGAGAAAUUUAAAGCAAUCGAGGUGCUCAAAAGAGAUUUGAAGAAUUUGUCGUUAAAGAUUGAUAAACAAAAUGAGGAAAUGAGCAAUUUUAAGGAACAGCAAACGGUUAAUUAUGAGAGAGUUAUAGAUCAAAUGGGCAAAGUACAACAACACUUGAAUAAUUUCUCAGACGACCGGAUCAAGUUUGACAAGCUCUUGGAACAAAAUGCUUUGGAAUCAAGUUUCGAUGCCGACAGAAAAUUUAUUUACAUCGGUUUCGCAAUCAAUGCCUUGAUGUUUGCAAUGUUUAUACUUUUAGCAUUCAUUAAAAUCAACCGUCCAACUAAACGUGAUGCUUUUCUGUUGAAUCCGUUUGAUAGCUAGGGUAAAUUGUUGUGAAUUACUUACUGGAUCUUCUAUAAAUUGUAAAUUCUCUUUUCUAAGUUCACUGGAUCUUCGAAUCUUAAGUCUGUGUGUGUCUUACAUUAAUAAUUAAUUAAAUUAUCUUAGUGUAGAAGGCUGUCGGGAAUGUUCCUUAAAAUCUUUAAAAUGCCUUAUUUUGUAUUUACUGGAUUUUUUAAAGUUGUUUCUAUAAAAUCAUUUUAUAUGUUAAAAAUUACCGUUCUGUAACUCUGUACUCAAUUAACUAUAGAAGUCUGAGCACUUGAUAAGUAAUCUGAUGUAGUCUAUAAUCAAUAAACUGGAAUAAAAAUCAUAA
Chironomus riparius is the source of this 1572-nucleotide messenger RNA. NCBI's taxonomy places the organism in Eukaryota, Metazoa, Arthropoda, Insecta, Diptera, Chironomidae. The record is from the annotation of a GenBank genome assembly.